AUGACGGGAGAGACUCUGCUUUCGAAGUACAUUACAAUUUUCUUUGUAGUUACUGGUUAUUGGAUCGUUUCAAUAACUACAGUUUUCGUGAAUAAAACUCUACUGAGCCACAUUGAUUUGGAUGCUCCUAUGUUCAUAAAUUUUACCCAAACUUUAAUCACCGUACUCAUUUGUUACGGGAAAAAGAGAUUGAGUAACGUCUAUCCGAAUAGGUUUAAAUUUCCCGAUGUUGACGUAUGGGACACGUAUACACUAAGAGCUGUUUUACCUCUAUCUCUUCUUUUUACUUCGAUGAUAUCGACCAACAACUUGUGCUUAAAAUACGCUUCGGUGGCGUAUUAUUACAUAGGAAGAUCUCUUACGACCAUAUUUAAUGUAGUUUUUACAUUUUUAAUAUUAGGAGAGACGACUUCGAAAAGAUGCAUCGCUUGUUGCAUUGUAAUUAUCAGUGGAUUUUGGUUAGGAGUGGAUCAAGAAAAUUUGGCCGGAAGUUUAUCUAUACCGGGUUUUAUAUUCGGAAUUCUCGGCUCUUUAUCUCUCUCGUUGUUCUCCAUAUACACGAAGAAAGUUUUACCGAAAGUAAAUGGAGAAAUAUGGGCGUUGUCUUACGCUAAUAACGUUUAUGCAACGAUCCUUUUGCUUCCCCUUAUGGUGGUUAAUGGGGAAAUUGGCCAGUUGUAUCAUUAUAGCAGGUUUACUGAGGUGUUCUUUUGGGGCAUUAUCCUGGCCGGCGGUAUUUGUGGAUUCACCAUUGGAUUUUUCACGUCUCUACAAAUUAAAUAUACCUCUGCUCUGACCCAUAACAUAUCCGGUACAGCUAAAGCCUGUGCUCAGACUGUUUUGGCUACGUAUUGGUAUCAGGAAGCGAAGUCUCUGCUCUGGUGGAGUUCGAACUUGAUAGUCUUGCUCGGAAGUGCAUGUUACACGUGGAUUAAGCAAAUCGAUAUGGAGAAAAGGCAUCGAUCGGAUAUUGUUUACCAAAGAGUGUAA
This is a messenger RNA of Phyllotreta striolata, 990 nucleotides long. The record is from the annotation of a GenBank genome assembly. NCBI's taxonomy places the organism in Eukaryota, Metazoa, Arthropoda, Insecta, Coleoptera, Chrysomelidae.